Messenger RNA from Striga asiatica, 1405 nucleotides. Lineage: Eukaryota; Viridiplantae; Streptophyta; Magnoliopsida; Lamiales; Orobanchaceae. The record is from the annotation of a GenBank genome assembly.
AUUUAUUUACUUUUCACAACACCGCAAAGGCGCAAAUUGAUAAAUAACUUUUCCGCUGUACAUAUUUGCAAAUGAGGGCCUCCUCCGUCUUUCUGGAGACAUCUCGAACGGCAACGAUGGCUUCCACACGUACACACACACACUAGAUACUCCCCCUUAAAAAUCUAACCUCCACAGCUCUUUACCUUUCUUCAUCCUUCUUCUCAUACACCUAACCAUAUUCCCAACUCAACAUUUUAUCUUCUUGACUCAAAAGCUUUCGACUAUUUUUUCCAGCUUUCGCAGCUCGGGGUUGAAGUUCGAUUUUGGAAAAAACCAGGAAGCGAUGGAGGGUUUUGGUCCGAUGAAAUUGAAGAGGAAGGAGGUCGAUGAUGUCAGCGAAGAUUUCUCCGAUUUUUCCCUUUCUUCUCCCGCCAGAAAAAUACGCAGGCUGGAUGCUGAUUUGCCUCCAAUCAUCGAGAAUGAAGAAGCUGAUAUUCCCAUAGCAUUUGAUCAGUUUGUGGUUCAAGAACAGAACCGUUUGGGCAGCUCAUCAGGUGCGAUAAAGAUUGAAGAGUUGCUGCCAAGUGCGCCCGAUAAUGAAGAGAGGGCAAUUGUGCUGUUCAAGCCUAUGAACGAUACCAUGUCGCCCCGCUCGCUGUCCGACUACUCAGUUUCGCUCGACCCUAAUUUCAUAACAGCUUUCAAAAAUCAAGUCCCCUGGUCCAAUCAAUCGAGCCACUGGAGACUAAACACUGACGAGACAACAGAGAAUAACAACUAUAAUGGAUGCUUAGCUGUCGUCCCGUGGGUUCCCCCACGAGCCUCGACUCAAGCUGUUCCCGAAUUUUCUUCAGAAACUGAUGAUCCCGAGAUGAUGGAUGCUCAGGAGACGGGUGAGGAAAAAAUGGAAGUCGAAGAAUGUAGUGACGGUGGUUAUAUUGAGCAAAGGAAUGUUAAUGGUACAACUUUGAGGGAAGGCUUCAGUCAAUGGCAACAACAACACUGCCUGAUUCCUCAGCCUCCACAGAACUCUACGGCCCCAAUUGUUUGGUAUCGAUGACCGAUUAUUGGGGCCUUUUUACAAUUAGUUGAAUAGUUUUGGGUUUGUGAUGUAUAUGGGUGAUUAGUGCCUUCUUUUGAGGAGCUCUGUGUGUGUAAAGUUGAACUCGUGGGGAAAAUAUUGUUAAGAUUGCAGAGGUUUUUUUAAGUGGUGCUAUAGAGAAAUCUGUUUUGAUCUGUGGCAGUGGGGCUUUUGGGGGGUUUGUUUGCUGCCCAUGAAUUGAUUGAAUUCUUGUGGUACUUUGUGUAUGGGAAAUUGCUUAUGUGAUGUAAUUGAAAGGGGGUUCUUCUGAUUGUUUUAAGGACUUUUGAACCUUACAUUAGUCGAUCUCUUUGUGUUAAGUGUUUACUAUUUAGAUUGUUU